This is a messenger RNA of Eucalyptus grandis, 597 nucleotides long. RefSeq lists its product as uncharacterized. The record is from RefSeq and is a predicted model, not a curated record. Lineage: Eukaryota; Viridiplantae; Streptophyta; Magnoliopsida; Myrtales; Myrtaceae. Gene Ontology annotation, biological process: calcium-mediated signaling. Bases 1 to 480 code for a protein of 159 amino acids. Gene Ontology annotation, molecular function: calcium ion binding; kinase binding. The transcript has 6 exons.
AUGGCGUCGAGGGCAAUUAGCAGUGGCAUUGAGAAGAGGUGGAGAAUGGGCAAAGAGAGAACUGUGAAAUUGAAAGGUUGUGUGAAUUGUGAAAUUCUCACUCUCUCCCUCCUCAAGAACAGCGACGGCGACGGUGACGGCGAGCUCCUCAAGAACGGCGACGUCGACCGCUUGUUCAAGUUUCCAUCAACGAGAUCGAAGGCGCUGCUUGAGCUGUAUAAGAAGUUGAGCGGCUCGAUUAUUGACGACGGCGUGAUCCACAAGGAAGAACUGCAGCAGGCGCUGCUUAGAAAAGCGGUGGGCAAGAAUCUUUUCCUGGACAGGGCUGUUGAUUCAUUUUUCAGGUUAGCUGGAAGUUGUUGGUUUGAAGUUGUGGAUGUUGCAGAUGAUACAUCAAAUGAGGAAGCAAUGGAGAUAAACAUACUUCAGACAAGUAUUGCAAAUCAAAUGGCAAGGGAUUAUAAUAUGCCGGAGAUUUAAUAACUUUAUGUUUCCGAUCUUUGUAAUAUUGUUUUUAAUUAUUGACUUAUUAAAGCCAAUAUUCAAAGUUGAACAAUGGACUACGUUACUUUAUUAUUCAUUUAUGGAUUGUAAUGA